This is a messenger RNA of Dipodomys ordii (Ord's kangaroo rat), 1253 nucleotides long. RefSeq names its product family with sequence similarity 107, member B (gene Fam107b). NCBI's taxonomy places the organism in Eukaryota, Metazoa, Chordata, Mammalia, Rodentia, Heteromyidae. Bases 1 to 924 code for a protein of 307 amino acids. The transcript has 5 exons. The record is from RefSeq and is a predicted model, not a curated record.
AUGUCCACGUGGAAAGCAAGACUCACCAGAAGACUGAAGCCUCCUUCUGGAAGGAUGCAUCCAUUUCCCUGCUCAGCUCUGCUGGAGUGCUUCGGGAACUCCAGAGACAAUGGCCACUUGGAUCAAUCCAGCACGGCUGAGACACCUCCUACCAUCUAUGACCAGCCCGUGGCCAAAGUGGGGAGACAGCCAACUCACCGGAGGGUGGAAGAAUCAGCUUCAGAGAAAAGACAAGGCUCUGGCACCCACCUAGAGCGAAAUGGCACCGCGAAGCAGAGCUCCAGUAACCACACUGAAAGCCAGCUUGCUGAGACCCCUGGAGAUGUGCCUGUGGCCCUGCAGGGUGAAGCCGACUGUGAGGACGUUACGGUUCAGAGUUCCAUCCCCAGACCCUCCAUUAUUGACAUGCCAAAGGAAGAAGAAUCCCAGGAAGAGCCUACGUGCCCUGUGGUGGAGCAGACAGCGACAUCAGAAGAGCCACUCGAGCAUACUGACCCUAAGGACUUGUAUCUCAUUUCAAAAAACAUCAUGGCAGAGCCAGACUACAUAGAAGAUGACAAUCCUGAACUAAUUAGGCCCCAGAAACUGAUCAAUCCUGUCAAAACUUCCCGCAAUCAUCAAGAUCUCCACAGAGAACUCCUGAUGAAUCAAAAAAGGGGUCUUGCUCCUCAGAAUAAGCCAGAGUUGCAGAAGGUGAUGGAAAAGAGAAAACGAGACCAAGUAAUAAAGCAGAAGGAAGAAGCAGCACAGAAGAAGAAAUCAGACUUGGAGCUAGAACUGUUAAAGAGGCAGCAGAAGUUGGAGCAGCUUGAACUUGAGAAGCAGAAAUUGCAAGAAGAACAAGAAAAUGCCCCAGAGUUUGUGAAGGUGAAAGGCAAUCUCAGGAGGACAGGCCAGGAGGUGGCCCAAGCCCAGGAGUCCUAGGCUGCUCAGAGACCUGCCGUGUCCCCAAGUCACCGCAAGAGCUAGGUCUUGUUGCCUCCUCGGCUCUCACUUCAGGGCCAGAGCCCCAUGAGAGAACCCAGCCAGCUGAGAAUCUCAACUGUCUAAAGGACUUGGUUGGAUCUUCCUACAAUCUGGUUGGAUAAAUUACAUAUGACAGGUGUAGAACCCAUUGGCCAAAUAAAGGACAUCAUUGACCAGCACAUUAGGUGGAAUAAUGGACCCAUGUUCAGAGACUUUACAAUGAAAUAAAAUAAAAAAGAAACAGAAAACAAGGAGGUGGACACUGGAAUAAAGUCUUGAGAGUUGCA